AUGGCGACAGAAAACGGAGCAGUGGAGCUGGGAAUCCAGAGCCCAUCAACAGAAGAGGCACCCACAGGUGCUGCAGGUGAAGGACCUCCGGCUGCAGAGAAGGACCCUGGCCCCCCAGACCCCAAGAAAGAUCCUGACCCAUGCCCCCCAAAGGGAGAUACCAAAGCCCCCACCCCAGAGAAAGGGGACGGCGCCCCCGCGCAACCCUCAGCCGGCAGCCAGGGCCCCGGGGGAGAGGGGGAUGGGGGCGGGGGGCCCGCGGAGGGCAGUGCUGGGCAGCCGGCAGCCUUGCCCCAGCAGACGGCCACGGCCGAGGCCAGUGUCAAGAAGUCCAGUGAAGAGCAGGGACCCUCGGGCAGCCAGGGCCCCGAAGAGCCCAAGAUGGGCAGGAAGGCAGCCGAGGGCCAGGCCGCCGCCAGGAGGGGCUCCCCGGCCUUUCUGCACAGCCCCAGCUGCCCCGCGGCCAUCUCCAGCUCUGAGAAGCCACUCGUGGAGAAGCCCCCUAGCGAGGUAUCAGAGCUCAUCUUUGAAGGGGUGCCGGUGACCCCUGACCCCACAGAUCCUGGGCCAGCCAAGGCAGAAGGAGGGAAGAACAUCCAGGCAGGGAGCCAGAAGGAAGCCGAAGACAAAGCCCCAGGCCAGGCUGGCCAGGCUAAGGUGCAAGGGGACACCUCGAGGGGGAUCGAGUUCCAGGCUGUUCCCUCAGAGAGAUCGGAGGUGGGGCAGGCCCUCUGUCUGACAGCCAGGGAAGAGGACUGCUUCCAGAUUUUGGAUGAUUGCCCACCACCCCCCGCCCCCUUCCCACACCGCAUUGUGGAGCUGAGGACCGGAAAUGUCAGCAGUGAAUUCAGCAUGAACUCCAAGGAGGCGCUGGGAGGAGGCAAGUUUGGCGCCGUGUGUACCUGCACAGAGAAAGCCACAGGCCUCAAGCUGGCAGCCAAAGUCAUCAAGAAACAGACCCCCAAAGACAAGGAAAUGGUGAUGCUGGAGAUCGAGGUCAUGAACCAGCUCAACCACCGCAAUCUGAUCCAGCUCUAUGCGGCCAUCGAGACCUCGAACGAGAUCGUCCUGUUCAUGGAGUACAUCGAGGGUGGCGAGCUCUUCGAGAGGAUCGUGGAUGAAGACUACCACCUGACCGAGGUGGAUACCAUGGUGUUCGUCAGGCAGAUCUGUGACGGGAUCCUCUUCAUGCACAAGAUGAGGGUCCUGCACCUGGACCUCAAGCCAGAGAACAUCCUGUGUGUCAACACCACGGGCCACCUGGUGAAGAUCAUCGACUUUGGCCUGGCACGGAGGUACAACCCCAACGAGAAGCUGAAGGUGAAUUUUGGGACCCCGGAGUUCCUGUCACCUGAGGUGGUGAAUUAUGACCAGAUCUCCGACAGGACAGACAUGUGGAGCCUGGGGGUCAUCACCUACAUGCUGCUGAGCGGCCUCUCCCCAUUCCUGGGAGAUGAUGACACAGAGACCCUAAAUAACGUCCUGUCUGCCAACUGGUACUUUGACGAGGAGACCUUCGAGGCCGUAUCGGAUGAGGCCAAAGACUUUGUCUCCAAGCUCAUCGUCAAGGAUCAGGGGGCCCGCAUGAGCGCUGCCCGGUGCCUCGCCCACCCCUGGCUCAACAACCUGGCCGAGAAAGCCAAGCGCUGGAACCGCCGCCUCAAGUCCCAGAUCCUGCUUAAGAAAUACCUCAUGAAGAGGCGCUGGAAGAAAAAUUUCAUCGCUGUCAGCGCUGCCAACCGCUUCAAGAAGAUCAGCAGCUCAGGGUCCCUGAUGGCUCUAGGGGUCUGAGCCCCCGGAGCAGCUGAGGCCCGGACGCAGCCGCACAGUGGCCAGGGCUGAGGCCACACAGUCCAGAAGGCCCGAGAAGGCAGGCCAGACCCCUGGGCGGGCUGGUCAGGACAAGGCUGCGCCGGGCAGGGAGGCUCGGGGCUCCCCACGCCCCUGCGCGCAGUCACGCUUCCCCGACCUGAGCCGCUCGGAGUGUGGCCAGAUCCAUCCAGCUAACGCCCCCCAGACCGGCUCUGGCCGACCGCCGCACCCCAGACCCCACCAAGGGCCACUGCGGCCGCUCCCCUUCCCCACUGGCUCCCUUUGAACUGCUGCCCUGGUGGCCCCUGCUCUGCCCACUGGGGGCAUCCCCGGCCUGGGCUUGCUCCUAGCUGGGGUGGGACGGCUGGGGGGCUCCUGCAGUCAUGGACGGAGGCCCCUGGAGCAGGCAGGAAGGCAGCCCCCAGUUCCUCAGGCCCAGCUGCCCCGGAAGAAGCAGGCUUUGGAAGGAGGACCUCAUGCCCCCCCGCCCACUCCCAGCAGAUAAGGCCUUGCACAUACCAUCUGGCCACCCCGCCGCCUUCUUGGUGACCACCAACACACAGGAACUGUGUGAGAGGGGGAUGCCCCUCCCAGGCCUGGCAGGGGGCCGGGUGAGGCUGGGGGACACAGGAGACCACCCCUGAGCUUGCCUGAGGGUCAAGCCCGCCCCAACCAGCCACUCUGGACCCAUCCCAGGGGGCACCCACGGCCUCAGAUGCAGGGGGUCAGCAGGUCCCGGAGGAGUGCGAAGGCCAUUGGGCAGCCCCCAACCUGCUCUCAGCUUGUGCCUUGUAAAUAAAUGUACAGGUUGGACGCGGA
Marmota monax (woodchuck) is the source of this 2631-nucleotide messenger RNA. RefSeq names its product myosin light chain kinase 2 (gene Mylk2). Gene Ontology annotation, biological process: positive regulation of apoptotic process; intracellular signal transduction; protein phosphorylation. The coding region runs from base 1 to 1791 and encodes 596 amino acids. Gene Ontology annotation, molecular function: myosin light chain kinase activity; ATP binding. The transcript has 12 exons. The record is from RefSeq and is a predicted model, not a curated record. Gene Ontology annotation, cellular component: cytoplasm; nucleus. Lineage: Eukaryota; Metazoa; Chordata; Mammalia; Rodentia; Sciuridae.